Messenger RNA from Hemicordylus capensis (graceful crag lizard), 3024 nucleotides. RefSeq names its product maternal embryonic leucine zipper kinase (gene MELK). The transcript has 21 exons. The record is from RefSeq and is a predicted model, not a curated record. NCBI's taxonomy places the organism in Eukaryota, Metazoa, Chordata, Lepidosauria, Squamata, Cordylidae. Bases 604 to 2550 code for a protein of 648 amino acids. Gene Ontology annotation, molecular function: ATP binding; tau-protein kinase activity; protein serine/threonine kinase activity. Gene Ontology annotation, cellular component: cytoplasm. Gene Ontology annotation, biological process: microtubule cytoskeleton organization; protein phosphorylation; intracellular signal transduction.
GGGCACUGUUUGCAGCAAGCUCCUUGUCUCGCACAACAUGCUAUUUGGAAAUCCAUACUUCUAAGCUAGCAUGCAUAAGAUUGUAGUCAGAAAAGGAUAACGAGAUCAGCCUGGAGUCUGCAGGAAUCCAGUCUUCAGAGAAUGGGUGGCAUACAUUACCCGCCACCCAAUCUUAUCAACACAACAAUCCUGUGAGAACCAAGUCUUGGAAUUCUAGGACCUCACUCUUGUGCGUAAAUCAGCGUCUGCCAGCCGUUACCUAAAGACACAAUCCAAUCAAAGCUUAGCAAGUUGGGUCGACCGCAGCGGAGUCGAGAGGGAGGGGCCACCUCUUAAAGGAACAGCGAACCAACGGACAGCCUUGGACGGCCGGUCUUAGCUGACCUUCUUCCCAUGCGCCUUUUCGUCUGCCCGCCUCUUCCGGAGGGAAUGCGCUUCUCUGUUUGGCUGGAGAACGGAAGUGGAUUGAUAGUCCGGGAAUUUUAAACCUUUGCAAAGAGUGAAAGGCUGUUCCUGGCUACGGUUGGAUGCGGUGGCUGGUUGGUGAUUUCUUGUCGAGGUUUUUUGUUGCGUGCCUGAGGUGUGGAAAUCUUAUAUCUCAGUAUGGCCGUGGAUGACUAUGAGGAGCUUCUGAAGUACUAUGAAAUACAUGAAACUGUUGGUACAGGUGGCUUUGCGAAGGUUAAACUGGCUCGUCACAUACUUACUGGUGAACAGGUUGCAAUAAAAAUAAUGGACAAACUAGCUCUGGGGGAUGACUUGCCUCGUGUAAAAACAGAAAUUGAAGCCAUGAAGAGCUUAAGCCACCAGCACAUUUGCCGGUUAUACCACGUGAUCGAGACACCAAAGAAGAUAUUUAUGGUUUUAGAGUACUGCCCUGGAGGAGAGCUGUUUGAUUAUAUAAUUGCUAAGGACCGCUUAGCUGAAGAAGAAGCCCGUGUCUUUUUUCGGCAGAUUGUAGCAGCUAUCGCAUAUGUGCAUAGUCAGGGGUAUGCGCAUAGGGAUCUCAAACCGGAAAACCUGUUGAUUGAUGGUGAGCAUAACCUGAAGCUGAUAGACUUUGGUCUCUGUGCAAAACCAAAGGGUGGUCUGGAUUACCAUCUCAGCACAUGUUGUGGAAGUCCGGCUUAUGCAGCACCCGAGUUAAUUCAGGGCAAAGCUUACAUUGGCUCAGAGGCAGACAUCUGGAGCAUGGGAAUACUCUUGUAUGCUCUUCUCUGUGGGUUUCUGCCAUUUGACGAUGAGAAUGUGAUGGCGCUCUACAGGAAAACAGUGAGGGGGAUAUAUGAGAUUCCUAAAUGGCUCUCACCUGGCAGCGUAUUGCUUCUGCACCAGAUGUUGCAGGUGGACCCAAAGAAACGGAUUAUGGUAAAACAUCUCUUAAACCACCCUUGGCUUGUGCAAGGCUAUCCCUUUGCUGUCCAGUGGCAGAGUCAAUACCCUCUUGGGCAUCUUGAUGAAGACUGUGUAACUGAACUUUCUGUGUUUCACAAAUGCAGCAGAGAAAGUAUGACAGACUUAAUUUCACAGUGGAAAUAUGAUCAUGUGUCUGCAACAUACCUGUUGCUUCAGUCCAAGAAGGCACAUGGUAAACCUGUUCGUCUGAGGAUGCCUACUGCAACAGCUGAAUCUGCAAACGUCACUCCAUCCAGAGAAUGGAAAUUCAAAAAGGCCCUGAGUUAUGAAGAUGACCCAGAUGAAAUGUCAUGUGUAUUUGGAUCUAUGGAAUUUGUAUGCUCUUCUGAAGAAACGCGACCUGUAUUGUGCAAUACUCCCCAGACAAAACAGAACCAGAUGUUUCUGGAUAGUGGGGCAUUCACACCACCUCUGCUUCCUGUGCCAAGAAGAGGAGCAUCAAAGAAAUAUGCCAACAAAGAAAACUCUGGUGCUCGGGUUCCAGCAAAGCUUGAGCCCUUUGUGCUUCCUGCUCCCAAGACGCCAAAUUGUGUGAUGAAUGAGAAGAGAGUGCUGACCACACCAAAUCAUUUACUUCCACCUGAAGAAAGAAAUCAAGCUUCCAAAGAGACCCCAAUUGAGAAGCCAGCAACUCCUGCAAAUUUGGAGGAAUUAGCAGCAGGAGUCAUUAGCCCCGAGAGAAGGUGUCGCUCAAUGGAAGUGGAUCUCAACCAGGCUCACUUGGAAAGUGGUCAAAAGAGAAAAGCAGCCAAAAUGUUUGGGAGCCUUGAGAGAGGCUUGGAUAAAGUGAUCACAAUGCUUACCCCAAGUAAAAGGAAAGGAUCGGCAAAAGAAGGCCCAAGGAAGCUGAGGGCUCAUUAUAAUGUGACCACUACUAACUUAUUGAAUCCAGAUGAGCUACUGAAGCAGAUAAUUGCCAUCCUUCCAAAAAAACAGGUUGAAUAUGUGCAGAAGGGCUAUAAACUGAAGUGUCAAACGCAGUCUGACUUUGGCAAAGUGACAAUGCAGUUUGAGCUGGAGGUUUGCCAGCUGAGCAAACCUGAAGUUGUGGGCAUCAAGAGGCAGCGGCUAAAGGGUGAUGCUUGGGUCUACAAAAGGCUAGUGGAAGACAUCCUGUCUAGCUGCAAGUUAUAGCUUAGAGUUCAGAGCAAGAAUAUGGGCCGUUUUAACUAACCGUGUUCUCUUAGUUGACAGUAAAUUUGCCUGUCCUGUCCUAAGAAUUUAGUAUUUUUUUAAAUAGAGAGUCCUUUGUGAAUAAAACAUGACAUACUGUGUCCUUAUCUGCCCUUGUGUUGCUUUUUAAUAUGUACCUUUUAAUAUAUGAAUGUAAUUUCUGUCUUAGUGUGGAUGUGAACAUUGAAUUGUGACUUAUUUAGCAAAUGUAACUCUUCAGAAGUACACUUCUGUGCACAGCAUAUUGCCCUUCUUUGAAUUGGAAAAGGCAACACAUUCAAACUUUAAACUAUUUGAUAUUAGCAGACAGAAAAUGGAAGAAUGAACUUGUAAUUCAAGGGGAGUUUACUGAAAUGGUUAAACUAAGUCAUGACAGUGUUCCAGAAUUGAAAUGUAUGUUGAACAAAAUGAGACAUUAAUAAAUAUGUAAAAUCA